UUUCGUAAACCUUGGUUCCGUCCAUCCUCGCCGGCUCCGCGCGGCCUCCAUUCGCGCUGCCGGCGUCGCAUGUGGGCCAGUUUUCGGUGAAACAUGCCAGUUCCUGCGGGAUAUGGAGCCCAAGGGCCCAGCUGCUUUGACAGGAUGAAGAUGGGAUUUGGAAUUGGAUUCUGCGUCGGCAUGGCAAGCGGAGCUAUUUUUGGAGGCUUUUCUGCACUGAGGUACGGGCUUCGUGGCCGGGAGCUGAUCAACAAUGUGGGCAAAGUGAUGCUCCAAGGUGGCGGUACCUUCGGCACGUUCAUGGCAAUAGGCACGGGAAUCCGGUGCUGAAGGGUCUCGUCUACAUGUGUGUAUUUCACCAGAAUGAUUGCUGAGUCUGAUCAUUAUUUUGGAGUCGUGUUAUGGAGUGCAAUGUACGCAAACGUCAAGUUGUGGAAUUUAUAGUAUAACCCCGUGUAAAAUAAAGGCUUUGGGAGAAAACACUGACCUGUUUUUGAAAUUUGUCCUCACGAGUCUGGAAGUAUAUUGGACCGCCUGCAUCGAACGGACAUUUAUCGGAACAUUUGAUGCGCCCCGUGCGGUUUCGAAGGCACAUUCUAAACAAUUCAGCCCGCUGAGUCUGAUCAUUAUUUUGGAGUCGUGUUAUGGAGUGCAAUGUACGCAAACGUCAAGUUGUGGAAUUUAUAGUAUAACCCCGUGUAAAAUAAAGGCUUUGGGAGAAAACACU
Messenger RNA from Pollicipes pollicipes, 727 nucleotides. Its product is annotated as reactive oxygen species modulator 1. Lineage: Eukaryota; Metazoa; Arthropoda; Thecostraca; Pollicipedomorpha; Pollicipedidae. Bases 94 to 330 code for a protein of 78 amino acids. Gene Ontology annotation, biological process: protein insertion into mitochondrial inner membrane; protein import into mitochondrial matrix. Gene Ontology annotation, cellular component: TIM23 mitochondrial import inner membrane translocase complex. The transcript is spliced from 3 exons. The record is from RefSeq and is a predicted model, not a curated record.